AUGGCACUUCCCGUCCUUCCAAGCUCGGACAACUUCUUGGGCGUCGCUCUCGUCAUAAACCGCUCGCGCGAGGGCCCGAGAUUCGUCUUCCACUACCCACCCUUAUUGCUCCCGACAGAGAACGCCGGGAGGAAUGCCGACGGGGGAGACGACGUCGACGAGGACGACGACAUCCUGCUCGGCCGCCCCUCGCGCGAGGCCCGCUUAGAGGGUGCCUCUUCGUCCGCUGUGCUUGCCGCCGAGCUGGCCCAGUGGAACCAUGACGACCAUCUCAUCACUGAGAGUGGCACCCAGAUCGUCCCCUGGGAGCAUGUGGCUGGCUUCCCGACCAAGGACCUCGCAAACCUCCUGACGCCAGCCAAGGCUUACCACAAGAGGCUCUUUCAGGUGUCCCUGGACCCGAUAUAUUGCGUGUCCUACCCGAUCUACGUGCCUGACAACGGCGUGUGGCGGAAGAAGAAGACGAAGAACGCGCAAAAGCAGCGCCAGCCGCAGCGAGAAUUCCGGGUGGCCAAGAAAGAGGACGAAGACCCGCUGCCGAUCGACCCCGGAGGAUCGGCCAGGAGUGCCGGUGAGAAGGGUCUAAGCGAUGCGGAGGGCAUCGAGGUGAGGGACAUGUUGGAGCCAAUGACCAAACCGGCCGACGAGGCCGAAGACAAGAAGAGCUCCAUGACCAUGUUCAACUUAGUCUUCUUUCUGAAACCCAAGAAGCACGAGGUCAGGGCCCUCGUCGACGUCAUGUUUACCCACAUAAUCAGAAAGAUCAACAAGGCCUACAAGUACUGCCAGCAACGGAGUGACUUUGUUUGGAAGGAGUCGAAGCGAAUUCUGGCCCUCAAGGAAAAGGGCCGCGAGGACAAGAGCAAGAUGAGCGUUCUGUGGGACGAGAUACUGUCUGCCUCCUCCUUGGCGGCAUCCAUGCAGGACAUCUACGAGGCCGUCUCCCAGAACAGGAUCGCUGCGCUACAGCUGGACACGAUCGAGGGCGCUGUUACGCAUUCCGUCCAGAUCCCAGUCCCGUUCCACGUGUCCGACCUCCCGCAAGAUGGUGAACAAGGCCAGCCGGGUCUUUGGCUGACCACAGCGAACUCGCUCAUGGCCGAGGAGGCGGCCGAGACGCCGGGCUUUCUGGACAGGAACUUUGCUCUGCUGCUCAUGAUGGACGAAAAGAGGGUCACGGCCGAGUUGCAGAGUGACCCUGACGAGACGACGCUUGCUAUGAUAGAGUUUGUGCGCCAUUGCAAGCCGACGCUCUCCUUCUAUCAAGUUUGCCAGCAGUCGAGCAAUAUCCUCAUCCCGGCCCAGGUGCGCAAGUUUGCCCAGCACUUCAUCUUCUGGCGUCGCGCCAUCGCCAUCCCGCCCCUACACGCCAGGGACAUGUACAUCGUGAGCCCCAACUGCGACCUGAGUAAGCUGCCACAAGCAGCCGCUAGGUGGGCGCGCCAAUUUCCCCUCUCCCCGAGCUUGCCCAAUUUCCUCGCCGAGCUUAGCGUUGCCCCGCGGCCCUACAAGCUCCACUGUCCCAGCAAGGCUCACCGGCCCGUCUACAUGGCCAUGCUGGCUUGGCUGAUGCGUGGUGGCUGGGUCACGCAGUUGUGUACCUUUGCCUACGUUGUGGUCUGGCCCGAGAUCAUCUACGAGGUGGAGCACGCCCUCGAGGCUGAGGAGAUCACCCGCGAAAAACACCCCCAAAGCAUGGGUCACGAACCGGGCAGUGUUUCCAGCGAGGAUGCCGCCACCCUCAGCGCGGCGACAGGCCCUGGCCUAGCAGCCCUAGGCGACACCGCCGUGGCCGCUUUCGGCGCAGGCUUCCUCCCCCUCACUCAAUCCACGACCAGCCUCCGCGAUCUGUCACUUUCCCACUCCUCCCUCAUCCCUUCAUACAGCGGCGCCUCCCAGCCCACCUCACCCAUCUCCACCCGAAACCACACCAGCACCACCAAGAACAACAACCACCCCCCUUCUCCACCACCACACACCCUACCCCCAUCCCACCGGUACCACCACCACCAGCAGCACCACCAUCAUCACCAUCAUCACAACGACCCCGACCCGGAGGAGCCGACACGAACACCAGCCGAACAAGCCGCCGAACAAGCCCGCCUAGCCCGCAUAGCCGACAAGGCCGCGCGCGAGCUAGCCGAGCGGGCGACAGCCCACGCACGCAAGGCGCCGCCCCAACCGACAGCCCACCCCAGCGUGAACCACGCGCGCCACCUGGACGGCAUCGCGCCGCACGUUAUUCUCGACGCCAACAAGGCGACGGGCAAAGAGAGUUUGUAUCUGAGCGCCAUUGGGAAGCGAUUUCGCGGGCUCGUUAUUGAAAGAGAGAGAGGAGGAGGAGGAAAUGGAGGACAACAACAACAACAUCAUCCAGGGCAGGGGCAGGGUGGGAAUACGAAGAACAACAACAACAUCAACAAUAACAACAACAACAACAAUGGUAAUAGGGAUACUAGGGGUCAUCGGGAUGGGGUUGGCGGUGAUGGUGGUGGGAUAGGAGGGGUACGCGACUGGGGGGAAUGGGAGGAGCGGGUGGCCAACGCGUGGCCCGUGUUCUGCAAGUACUUCAACGGGCGGUCGGCGCUGGAGCGCAUCGCGCUGCAGGAGGACAUGAAGCGCAAGGACGUGUGGAACUUGCUGACGGCCAUGAGCGAGUAUCUACUUUGCGUUCGUCACUGGUAGAGAACAGGGGGCCUGCGCUCUUGUAACGUACUUGGGUUGGAUUGCCAGCGUACAGCGGGAUGAACGCCAGACAAGGAGAUAGCCUCACAGUGACUCGGACAUACGACCACAAUAGAGCACAGAUGGUAAUGAAGCGUAUUGGUGUGUGAAAGGGGGUAUUAUCAUGAAUCCCGUGUGAAUCGUGUCUCGCCGCCAGUGUAAGCGAAAAAACAAAAAGCAUGAAAUGCUAAUAAAUAGGUAAUAAGAGAGCCCCAUGAACCAAAAGGGGCCAUUCCUGUGCCACAUUCUCCAGGUAUCAUCCAUAAGUAAGCAAGGAGCAGCUAGAAAGUCAGCAAGAAUAAAUGGAAACGCGAAAACUGAUGUCCCGAAAACCGAAGCCCAGUAUAUCUGUUCCCGGCUGUUGACCCCAG
Parathielavia appendiculata is the source of this 3095-nucleotide messenger RNA. RefSeq lists its product as uncharacterized. Gene Ontology annotation, cellular component: GATOR1 complex. The coding region runs from base 1 to 2685 and encodes 894 amino acids. The transcript is spliced from 4 exons. Gene Ontology annotation, biological process: cellular response to amino acid starvation; TORC1 signaling; positive regulation of autophagy. The record is from RefSeq and is a predicted model, not a curated record. NCBI's taxonomy places the organism in Eukaryota, Fungi, Ascomycota, Sordariomycetes, Sordariales, Chaetomiaceae.